AUAAACAAGUAUCAAAAGUACUGUAUCUGAAAGUCUCUUGGGGAGGUCAUUAGAUAAUAUCUACAAGGUCCAACGUAGCAGGGAGAGAAUCAAAGUUAUCUCAGGUGUUAUUUAAUGUCAUAAAUUGCCACUUUUGCUUGCUCCUAGCCAAUGUACAGAAGAUUGAACAAACACUUUUACUGUCAAGGCACUCCACUGGAACUCAGUGUAAACAAGAAAUAAGAGCAUCAAGAAUGGUUCCACAAAGAAUCCAGCUUCUUCAGGUUCUUCUCAUUUGGAUGAUUUCUGGAGUAAAGACAGAUGGCCACAUUUCCCAGACUCUGCACAUUGUACGAGUGAAAAAUGGAUCCCCAGCUUUGAUAAAUUGUGUAUAUUCAUCCUCUAAAGGGACCAUUGUGGGUACUUACUUAAAGAGAAGUGUUUCUAAGCCCAUUGAUCUGAUCUAUUUCCACCCAAGCCAGGUUACAAAACACAAGUUAUAUGAGCAUCGCCUUGACUGUGAAGGAAAUGUGAAAAAUUUCACAGUGACCCUUCGUGACUUUCAGGAAAGUGACAGAGACAUUUACUAUUGUGUUUUUGGAAUAAGAAAUCAAACAUCUAUAAAUGAUAAAAUUGUACAAGAGACAGUGUUCGUAUCAGAAUCCAGGAUAAAAGACUGUAAAGCUGAUUGUGAAGAAACAAUAAAUUGUAGACAAUUUUCAUAUAAGGAUCCAAUUGUGAUUGGUGUGAUUGUCGUUGUAGCAAUAGCUAUUAUUUGUGCUCUGGUUCUGAUAUCUUGGCAUGCAAGGAAAAGAUGCCAACCUGAAGUGCCAGCACGUGGGAGAGCUCCAAACUCAGUGUACGAGGACAUGAACCUAAUCCGAACCCAAAGUAUGGGACGUUAGUUUUCAGAUGAACUGUGUUGUCUUCACAUUAGGUCACAUUAACAUGGAAUGUGGCCAGUUAUUUUCUCUUGCUACGUGAUAACACAUUUAUAUGCGAUCAUAAAAUUGUAAAUUUUUACAGGUCUUCUUGAAAAUUCUGUAAUUGAUAAGUUAUUUUGUUAGUUUCACCUUUUGCCUGCUUCAUACAAUAUGCUAAUUGCACAGGUAUUGAUGGAACAGCACACCAUUUGCAUGGUGACUUUGGGAUGGAAAGUCUGAGGGUUAGUGGUAUUUGUAAAGCUAUUUUUAUCUCAAGAAAAUAUGACUUUUCUCUCUUCUCUUACCUGCUCUCAACUACCUUCAGUGUCUUUGUGCUGUAUCAUGUGCAAGAAAAUGGAGAAAUAAAGAACAUGUAGAAGCAAAUUAUUGCAAAUGCUGAACCAGGGCUCUGAUGAACAGUCAUCUCAACUCAAAACAUUAGCUUACUCUCUUCCCAUGGAUACUGCCUGGUCUGCUGUCAUCUCCAGCAUUUUUUGUCUUCAGUCAAUGCCACACUCACACAAUGCUACAGGAAGAGAUUCUUGACCUGGAGGAACAUCUGAACUUUAAUCACUGUCUCCAAUUAAUUGUGCACAGAAUCAAAUUUAAUCAAUUACAGGAAGAAAAGUGGAUGCAAAUCUAUGAACAAAUUUGCUCCAUCACUCAGUCUAACAUAUGUGACAUGGAGCUGAGAUGGCAGCAGUUCCAAAUUAUUAAUUCUUUGUUAAUGCACAAAUUGACAAAAUAUUGCUUAUAAAGCAAAUAUGUGAAGUUUUAUGUACUUAUAGUUGAUUACACUGAGCCAUCAUGUGUAUAACGAGACACUGUCAGCAAACUGUAUGGAUGUAUGGGCCUGAUAAAGUUUCUUCUGCAUGGUAAAAUCAAAACAGAGGAUACCCAAGGACAUCUGUGUAGACAAUGUGGCUGAACAUCAACAUGCUGUUAUCUGCCACCAUCUACGUAUGUUUCAAUUAUGUUCCAGUGUGAGAAGAUUUACAGAAUCAUUUUCUCUUCUGUCCUUAUCUCAAGCCAAGUGUAGGAUUAACAUUGCUGUUCAUGUCCAGCUAAUUUGCACAGAUUCAAAAGUUGUAUCUUUUUCAGGCUUUGCAUGUCAUGCCACCCUGUAAAACUAUGUGUCUUUAUCUAGUUCUCACUGCACAUCUUGCGACAAGCAUCACAAGAGAACAAAAAUUAUCUAUAAGAAGUCUGACAGUUUUUAAUUGCAUGUUUGCACCCAAUCAGUUGAUUAUAGUACUUAGCAACAUGCAUUCUAAAACUCAGCACAUCGUUCAAAUUAAAAUUAAUGGCAACGAGACAUUGCUACAAGUUCUAUUUUCAGCCUCACCAAACCUUUCCAGAUAUUAGAUAUUAAUUGGGUAAAAAAUGAAGUCUGCAGAUGCUGGAGAUCACAGCUGAAAAUGUGUUGCUGGUUAAAGCACAGCAGG
Messenger RNA from Hemiscyllium ocellatum (epaulette shark), 2347 nucleotides. Its product is annotated as CMRF35-like molecule 1. The record is from RefSeq and is a predicted model, not a curated record. The transcript is spliced from 5 exons. The coding region runs from base 234 to 884 and encodes 216 amino acids. Gene Ontology annotation, molecular function: signaling receptor activity. Lineage: Eukaryota; Metazoa; Chordata; Chondrichthyes; Orectolobiformes; Hemiscylliidae. Gene Ontology annotation, cellular component: membrane. Gene Ontology annotation, biological process: adaptive immune response.